Molecule: messenger RNA, 1778 nt
Organism: Micropterus salmoides (largemouth bass)
Lineage: Eukaryota; Metazoa; Chordata; Actinopteri; Centrarchiformes; Centrarchidae
Product: ankyrin repeat domain-containing protein 2
Exons: 8
Coding region: 133-993 (286 amino acids)
Molecular function (GO): protein binding
Source: RefSeq, a predicted model, not a curated record
UAUAAAGUACCUCGCAGUCAGUCGAGUCAUCUGCCACUUUUCUUUGCUUUUACUCCAGAUUGUUUAAACACUUAAGCUGCUAAAAAUUUCUUGACUGACUGUUGCUUUUCUUUUUGUAGCUUUGUACUCUUUAUGCAAACGGCGAUGGAAGAGGUUCUUCAGUGGGCAGCCAAUGUGAUGGAUAAAACAGGAAUAGAAAAGAAAGCUCAGGCAGAGGAGAGAGGGAAGAUGAUCUCCUCAGACCUAUACUGUGAGGUUUUGGAUCUGAGCGGAGGAGAGAAUAUCACAGAGCUGUGCAAAACACAAAAGAAGAUCAAGAAGACGUACUCACCCAGAGUGUCUGUGGAAACCCCUGUGAUAGGGCCGGAGGAUACUGCAGAAUUCAUGAAUGCAGCCAGUCAAGGCAAACUGAAUGUGAUAGACAAGUAUCUGGCUGAUGGUGGGGACCCUAAUGUCCAUGAUGAGCUGAAGCGGACAGCGCUACAUCGUGCCUCUCUGGAAAGACAGACUGCAGUUGUCCAAAUGCUUUUAGAAAAGGGAGCCGAUAUCAACUUUAAAGAUCAACUGGGCUCCAGGGCCAUACACUGGGCCUGCAGAGGAGGAAGCCUGGGAGUUGUCAAAGCCCUGAAGAGCCACAGGGCUGACCUGAACGUUAGAGAUAAGUUGUACAGCACUCCUCUGCAUGUGGCCACAAGGACAGGCCACACCACCAUUGUGGAGUACCUGCUGUCCUGUGGUGCCAAAAUCAACUCCAGAGAUAGGGAAGGGGACACAGCCCUGCAUGAUGCAGUGCGUCUCAACAGAUACAAGAUAGUGAAGCUGCUCAUAGUGGCAGGGGCUGACACAAAAAUAAAAAAUCAUGAAGGAGUCACAGCAGUGCAGCAGGUAAAACAGUGGCAGUUUGACAUCAUGGAGAUCCUGCAGAGACUGGAGAAGCUGAGGGAAUUGGGACUGGUACCGCCUGAAAACACCUCGAGAGAGAGGAGUGACUAGUGCAAAAGAUGCACAUCUACUCAUACAGUAUAUUCCUUUAACGUUGCUCUCCAUCUGUCUCAGGUUCAAAAUACAUCCAGCAAUUCCACUGUAGGUCAGUGUACAUCAUAUUUGAGUAUAUGCGUUAUAUGUGCUCACCAACAAAAUCUGCCUUUCUGGGGCAUGGCUGUUAAACCUCUAAGGUUAGUCUGAACUAUGACACUAGAAAAAUGUGUGUGACGGAUUCAAAAUGAUCUGCUUAUCUCAAAAAAGGAGGCAGAAAACAUAUGAAUAAGGAAACAAAGCUGAAUUUCUCACAACCUUUUGCCAAGCUUUGGCUUUUGAUAUUUGCUUCCAAAGAGCUUUAUCAUCUCAGGAGCACUCCGAUGGAUGUUUCGUAUCUGAUUUGGGAUGUCUUUGGAAGUGGAAUAAUAUUAAUAGGUAGUGCUGUGCAGAAGCUGCGUUUGAAUAUACAUCAAAAGGUCCUUGUUUUAUCAAGGCAACAGACAAGGCCAGAGCACACAGCAGUACUGUGUUUGAGAUGUCAGCUGAUGAUAGCAGAGAUGGCUGGUAUGCCUCCGCUAAAGUCAGGGAUUCAAGGAGAGCUCAGUGGGCAUAUUUUCCUUCUAUCAUCAGUGGCUCAAAUGUUCCUGAGGGAGGGUGGUCAUUUACACUGGGGAAACCAACAGCUUGCUCCCUUGCUUACAAUGUAGUUGUUUAUGUAUAGUUAGUCAGUAUGCAUGCAGCCAUUCAUUUUGUGAGCACAUUUUGUUCAACAUAUACUGUGCUACUGCUGUAUUUAUCAU